UAAAUCAUGGCCAUUCGUUAUUCUUCUGUCAAUUCCUCAUCGCUCUCUACUGGUGCUCCUACUACAUCCCACUUCCCAGGUGAUAUCCGUGUCCCACAUGUUCUAAUUAUUCGACGAAGCUUUCGCCGACAUUGCGCUGAGUAUCGGUUCUAUUUCCGGAAAUACAGCUGCUCAGCAUCCGAACGGAAAUGUGUUGCUUUUUGGUGAGCUUUCCGUCUUUCCCAGCUUUGUAAUGCUGACCGUCAAUUGAUGGGUUCGAUAUAGUAACAGUUGCAGAGCAGAGGUUACCGAGAGAGAUCGCUACUGAUCUUUACUUCAGAAUCGGAGCUUUUCGUAGUUCGGUUCUCUGCAAUAUGACAGUUACUGGACUCUCUGGUUCCAUUACUUGUAAUAUUAGCAUUAACAGAUGCGGGAGCAGAUCAAUUAAGAACGGAGCAUACAAAUUUGGGUCCAAUACCUCAAAAAAAGGUCGUUAUGAUCGUUGCUUUGCCCCGUGUGAUCCUAGAGGAUUGAGCUUCAACAAUGUUGCUAGGCGUUGUGGAUUGAUAAGCGAGCAACAAACUUCGGAUUAUGAACUGAGUUCUUCUAGUGUGGAGGAUAGCGUAGCAUCGAAAAAUGGGGCCUUACUGAGCGAGAAAAUCUUUGAGAUUGCUGGCACGCCUACACGCAGUCAAUCACCUUCGUCAAAUGUCCAAACUGAGCUUAUAAUGCUUUCUUUACCGGCAAUUGCUGGACAAGCAAUUGAGCCCUUGGCACAACUGAUGGAAACUGCCUACAUUGGAAGACUGGGGCCCUUGGAGAUGGCAUCAGCUGGUCUUUCUAUGUCAAUUUUCAACAUCAUAUCGAAAGUUUUCAAUAUCCCUCUUCUCAGUGUGGCAACAUCCUUUGUGGCCGAAGACAUAUCACAGAAUGCAACCAAGGGAUCCAACUCAGGUACUGAUGGAAUGAGUGAAAGAAAGCAACUGCCCUCUGUCUCUACUGCAUUGCUUUUAGCAGUUGUUAUUGGUACCUUUGAGGCUUUGGCAAUGUACCUUGGGUCUGGAGUAUUUCUGAGCAUGAUGGGCAUUUCAUCUGCUUCAUCAAUGCGCAUUCCAGCAGAACAAUUUCUUUCUCUGAGAGCAAUUGGUGCCCCUGCAGUUGUUGUUUCUCUGGCAAUUCAAGGCAUUUUCCGUGGAUUUAAGGAUACAAAAACCCCUGUAUUAUGUCUAGGAUUGGGAAAUUUGUCGGCUGUUUUCUUAUUUCCUUUUCUUAUGUAUUUUCUCCGCUUGGGUGUAGUUGGUGCUGCCAUUUCCACUGUUGUCUCUCAGUACAUUGUCACAUUUUUUAUGAUCUGGUUUCUUAACAAGAGGACUGUAUUAUCACUUCCUAGUAUGAGAAGUUUGCAUUUCGGUGGUUACCUAAGAUCGGGUGAGUGUUUCCUGCUGAGAGAGCUGGUACUGGUCCACAGGGUGAUGUUGCAGUCUAUAUUAUCAGGCGGUUUUCUUCUUGGGAGAACCCUAGCUGCUGUUUUGACCAUAACUUUGAGCACAUCAAUGGCUGCUCGUCUAGGACCAUUAUCUAUGGCAGCUCAUCAGAUAUGCUUGCAAGUAUGGUUAUCUGUAUCUCUCCUGGCUGAUGCGCAAGCUUCAUCUGGUCAGGCUCUCAUUGCAAGUUCUUUUGCUAGAGGUGACUUCAGCACUGUGAAAGAAAUUGCUUACUUUGCACUGAAGACAGGGUUAUUCACUGGCGUUUCCUUAGCCAUCAUAUUGGGUGUGUCUUUUGGUUCUUUGGCUACGUUGUUCACUAACGAUUCCGAAGUAUUAGAAAUUGUUAGAUCUGGCUUGCUGUUUGUAAGUGCCAGCCAACCUCUCAACGCUUUGGCUUACAUAUUUGAUGGUCUCCAUUAUGGCAUUUCAGAUUUUUCAUAUGCUGCUUGCUCUAUGAUGGUUGUAGGAGCAAUUUCCUGCGCAUUUUUGCUCUACGCUCCUUCUAUGAUUGGUCUCUCAGGAGUUUGGCUCGGCUUAGUUCUUUUCAUGGGCCUGAGAACAGUGGCUGGAUACGUGAGAUUAUUAUCAAAAAAUGGUCCGUGGUGGUUCUUGCAGCAGGACGUCCAAAAAUUUGAGAUUGCCACUUGAGCUGAGGACCGUGCGGGCAUACAUGCUAUAGUAGAUGUUUGGGAUGUAUACUCUUCUUUUCUUUUCUUUCCUUCUUUUACCCAGAUUGAAGGUUAAUAUGGUUGCCGAUGCCCACUUGAUGUUUGGGCGGGCACUCAGCUCUGCAAAUAGUUCAUUUUUCUUGCUACUUUCAUUUGAAUUGGUCUUUAAAUGUAUGCCACUCGAUCAUAGAUCACAAGGGAUAAAAUAUGUUGUAUGGGUUGCUUUCAA
Molecule: messenger RNA, 2363 nt
Organism: Carya illinoinensis
Lineage: Eukaryota; Viridiplantae; Streptophyta; Magnoliopsida; Fagales; Juglandaceae
Product: protein DETOXIFICATION 45, chloroplastic-like
Exons: 16
Coding region: 354-2114 (586 amino acids)
Biological process (GO): transmembrane transport
Cellular component (GO): membrane
Molecular function (GO): xenobiotic transmembrane transporter activity; antiporter activity
Source: RefSeq, a predicted model, not a curated record